AUUACAAUUAGGCGACUCGGGCUGAAUGUUAUGACUCACUUCGUACCUUUAGUUUAUUGAUGUCUAUACGUCUAUAGUCUAGACUUCUAGACCUAUCCAGAUCAUAGAUCUAGGCAUUCUAUGUCUAUAGAAUUGUAAAUCUGGAUAGAUCUAGGUCCUAAAACUAUAUUAAUGACACAUUAACUGGUUCUUUUAUGUUGUAGUUGUAGAAAAACAUGGCAGAUAGAAGAGCAGAGAUUGCCAGGAAGAAAGCUCAAAUCGAGCAACUUCGUAAAGAACGGAAAGAAAAAGAGAUAGCAAAAAAAGAGGGACCAGUCAGACCUCAAGCGGCAACAGGUAGUCCUUCAGAUCCUGAUGCUCUCUUUCGAGAUUUAGGAAUACCUAUCACAGAAACUCCAGCUCAACCAACAAUUACUUCAAGUCUUUCUGCCCCAAUUUCUGGACCAGAUGACAGUUCUUCCUCGCCAGUUACAAUAUCCAGUCCACGCAGAAGAAAUGUGCAGCUUUCCAUCGUCAAAGUAAAUGAAACAAACAUUCCCCCAAAAGAAAAUGUAGCCUACAGCAAAGAGACACAGACCAUCAACCCUGAACCAAUAGAGAAGGAUGGACGGAGAAAACGAUCUCAUUCUCACGGAAGCCGAGGACCAUGGGACUACUACGGCUUUGGGUCCCCUAAAUUUGUUCAUCCUCAUAUGGAAUGGGACGAUGAGUUUUUUGAUGAUUUGGAAGAAGUUUUGGUUUAUGACAAUGCUGACCACACAGAUGAUGACACAGAUUCCUUGGAUGUUAGUGCUGAUGCCCCUCAUGGCCAUCAAAUGGCCCAUCGCAUGCCUCGAGUUGAGAUGGUGGCACCACCAAGUUCAGAAGAAGAAAAGAAAGAGGAAAAACCCCCAGCAAUUCUUGAGCUGAGUGAAGAGGAGAAGAAACAGAUCAUCAUGUCUGAGGAGUAUCAGCUGAGUGUUUCCAGGGCUGCCAGGGUCAUGCAGCGCAUGCUGGCACUGAAUGACACUGGUCUCACCAUCGACUACAGCGGGGCUGACAUGGAUGGCAAAGAUGAUGACAGUCUAGCUGGGGAGAGAUUAAAAUUACAGUUGGAGUUUUUUGAUGAGAAGUGGUCUAAGCGCAGAACUAUCACAGGAAUGGAUUGGUCACCUCAGUAUCCUGAGCUCUUGUUGGCUUCCUACAAUGCCAAUGAAGAUGCACCUAAUGACCCUGAUGGAGUUGCUCUCAUCUGGAAUCUGAAGUUCAAAAACAUGGAUCCUGAAUAUAUAUUUCACUGUCAGUCUUCCGUCAUGUCAACAUGCUUUGCACAGUUUCACCCCAACUUAGUUAUCGGGGGAACAUAUUCUGGUCGCAUUGUCCUCUGGGACAACAGAGUCAACAAAAGGACACCUGUGCAGCGUACACCUUUAUCUGCCACAUCACAUACGCAUCCAGUCUACUGUGUGAAUGUGGUCGGUACCCAAAAUGCCCACAACUUGAUCAGCGUGUCAACUGAUGGUAAACUCUGCUCCUGGAGUUUGGAUAUGUUAUCACAGCCCCAAGACAGUAUGGAGCUCCAGAGCAAGCAGAACAAAUCUGUGGCUGCCACCUGCUUCAGUUUCCUGUCUGGAGAUGCCAACAAUUUCAUUGUGGGUUCAGAAGAAUGCAUAACAUACUCUGCUUGCAGGCAUGGAAGUAAAGCCGGUAUAAAUGAUGCCUUUGAAGGUCACCAAGGUCCCAUCACCAGCAUAGAUACACAUAAAGUUCCAGGACAGAUUGAUUUCUCACCAUAUUUCCUAACAUCAUCUUUUGAUUGGACUAUCAAACUGUGGAGCAUUAAGCAACCUUAUUACAUCCACUCCUUUGAAGACAACAAUGACUAUGUGUAUGAUGUCAGGUGGUCUCCCAUUCACCCAGCGCUGUUUGCCAGUGUGGAUGGAGAGGGACGUUUGGAUUUAUGGAAUCUUAACAGUGAAACUGAGGUCCCCACUGCCAGCAUAACAGUUGAUGGCCGUCCAGCCCUGAACCAGCUGAGAUGGCACCAGACUGGACACCAUAUUGGUGUUGGAGAUAAUAAUGGACGUAUUCAUGUGUAUGAUGUCGGAGAGCACAUUGCUAACCCAAGGUCAGAUGAAUGGUCCAACUUUGUACACACCCAACAAGAGUUAAAACAGCAUGCUGCAGAAAGAGAAGAGGAUUCAUCACUGGCUGGUUCUGGAGCGCCUCUAAGAUAGAUCUUUAUUUUUAAAAAUGUAGCUUUAUUUAUCCAAUUCGAAUGUUCCUGGACAUGGGCUGUGUAGAGAUUUUCACCCUUUAAGUAGACUUUUCCCCCCUUUUUUUUAAAUUAAGAAAACAUUUUCUUGUCAUGUUGCGUGAUUAAAGCUGCUAUGUUUGGUGGUUUUCUUGUUAAGUUAAGCUUUUAUUGACCUUGGAUAGUUGUAAGUGCAAUAUCGUAUAUUGAUAGAUGAAGUAUGAAAUCUGUUAACAUAUAUGUCUGUUUGUAUUGUGCUAUUGUGAACAAAGUAUAGUGAUAAGUCACACACUAUGUAAUCGCUUGACCUAUUGUUUCAGGUAUUUUCAUAACACACAAAGAAAACUUGUACAAAUAUUUUAGUUACCUCUACUUUGUUGCAAAAUAUAUAAAUGCUGCAUAAAAAUUUCAUUGGCUAUGAAUAGUCCUUUGACUCCAAUAUUUUCGGACUUGUAAAUUUUUUGUUUUACUAAUUUAGUUUCCCUAAGACAAAAUUGUAAACAUAAAAAUUAAAAAUACAUUACGUUGCUUAUUUAUCAA
This is a messenger RNA of Biomphalaria glabrata, 2773 nucleotides long. RefSeq names its product cytoplasmic dynein 1 intermediate chain 2-like. Gene Ontology annotation, biological process: transport along microtubule. Bases 216 to 2216 code for a protein of 666 amino acids. NCBI's taxonomy places the organism in Eukaryota, Metazoa, Mollusca, Gastropoda, Planorbidae. The record is from RefSeq and is a predicted model, not a curated record. Gene Ontology annotation, cellular component: cytoplasmic dynein complex. Gene Ontology annotation, molecular function: dynein heavy chain binding; dynein light chain binding. The transcript has 17 exons.